AUGUCGUUGCCAGCGAAAAUUUCACAGCUCCGAAGAUGGAAACCGUCAGUAUGUGUGAACAAGCCGCAACAUCCACUAAAGUGGAAUGUUUCAAAGGUGGAGAACCUUAUUUCAAUAGCGUUGCCCACUUCCUUAACAGUUCUCCAAAGAAAUCGGAAGGGCAGCACUACCAUCGUAAGAGGAUGCAAUGUUAAAAUGUUGCAACUUUUGUCGCUGAGAAAGAAAGAAUAUUCGUCUAUGUUGAGCUUGACACUGGGGCAGACAUGUGACAUGACAUGUCAUGCUGGUAUCUCGCCGAACAUGAAAGAAACUCGUGUGCCCACCUUUGGAAUCCUGUAA
Molecule: messenger RNA, 339 nt
Organism: Cooperia oncophora
Lineage: Eukaryota; Metazoa; Nematoda; Chromadorea; Rhabditida; Trichostrongylidae
Source: the annotation of a GenBank genome assembly